AUGGAGUUCCCUAAAGACCCUGCUCCAACUAGAGAGCAGAUGAUUGACACUUACCUCAAUACUCUCACCACUGUGCUUGGAAGUAUGGAAGAAGCAAAGAAGAACAUGUAUGCUUUUAGUACCACCACCUACACUGGAUUUCAAUGCACUGUGUCAGAAGAAACAUCAGAAAAAUUUAAGGGGUUGCCUGGAGUUCUGUGGGUACUACCAGAUUCAUAUAUAGAUGUCAAGAACAAAGACUAUGGAGGUGACAAGUAUAUCAAUGGGGAGAUCAUUCCUUGUCAGUACCCUACUUAUCAACCAAAGCAGUCCAAUCGAUCAAAAUACAAGAGUAAAGCAUAUGUCAGACAGAGAGAUGGCCCUCCUCCGGAACGAAGAAGACCAAGGCAAGAGACGCCUUCUCCAGAUUCUGCCUCUGGAUGA
This is a messenger RNA of Ilex paraguariensis (yerba mate), 423 nucleotides long. NCBI's taxonomy places the organism in Eukaryota, Viridiplantae, Streptophyta, Magnoliopsida, Aquifoliales, Aquifoliaceae. The record is from the annotation of a GenBank genome assembly.